CACAACUGUAUCUUUCUAUCAAUGACGUGGACUUUCAUUGUAAGAAUUUACUGCAGCCUCGCUGCUUUACACACAAUAUAUUUGUCUGCGAUAUAAUUGCAUGCUACGACUAUUUUGACAAUUGUCUAUAAAGUAGUCAUUAUUGUAGUAUUUAUUCGUAGGAAUAGAAGGUCUGAGACGUUUGAAAACGGUGGUGAUUUCUCAGUGAAACAGCCCCCCACCCAAAACUCAGGAUGAGUAAAAACAAGGUGUUGAAUCUGAAGGACAAAGUCGAUGGCAACGAGAUGGAUCUGAGCCUCUGUAACCUCACUGAAGUUCCUGUUAAAGAACUGGCUGCCUUCCCGAAAGUUACAGUCCUGGAUCUGUCCUGCAACAACAUCACCUCCCUGCCUCUGGAGUUCUGCAGCCUGAGCCACCUGGUCAAGGUGGACCUCAGUAAGAACCAGCUGACUGUUCUACCUGAUGAUCUGGGUCGCCUUGGCAACCUGCAACACCUGGAUCUGUACAACAACAAGCUGACCAUUCUGCCGGUCAGCUUCUCACAGCUCAAGAACCUGAAGUGGCUGGAUCUGAAGGACAACCCUCUGGAAAUCAACCUGGCCAAGGCUGCAGGAGACUGUCUGGAUGAGAAACAGUGUAAACAAUGUGCUGCCAAGGUUCUCCAGCACAUGAGGAUCCUUCAGGAAGAGGUAGACAAAGAGAGGGAGCGGCGCCUCCUAAAGGACAAAGAACUGGAAAAGAAGAAAGAGACGAAACAGAGAGAGAGGGAGGCGAAAGAGAGGGAGGCUCGUAAACGAGAGAAGGCAGAGGGGAAGGAGAGGAAGAGGAAGGAGUACAACGCUCACAUGGCUGCCUUAGCUGUCCAGGAACAGAAGAAUAAGAGAAAGGAGGAGAAGAAAAAGCGGAAUGGACAGAUGGCAGCAGAUAAGAAAGCAGCAGCUGAAUCCACCCCCAAAGCCCAAAGACGUUCUCUCAUUGGCCUGCUUUUCAAGCUCCUCCUCCUGGUGCUGCUGGGAUUGGCUGGAGUUGUCGGGGUAUGUCAUCUGACCGGGCUAAAGGAGGAGGCAGUAUGCGCGCCAAUCAACAUUGCUGUGGAUGACGGCCUAUCCUGGAUCCGGGAACAGGAAGUAGAUGUGAGGGUCAGAGAGCUGGUACAGGAAGUUGAUAUCAGAGCCAGAGAGCUGCUGCAGAAACUAACCUCUCUGGCGCCGCAUUUCCUCGAACCGCUCGGCGUCGCACCCACGGCAACGGAACCUGUGGAAACGUUAGAAAACUAAGGAAGGAAGGAAGGUAGGACUGACGAGAAAAAAAGAAAGAUAGACGACCAGCUUAAAUUCCUAUGGAAUUGUCCUUUCGUCGCUCCUGGUUUCCUCUGUUUUGUACGCUCUCUUUUUAACCAGUGGCUGUCUGCGUCACAAGUUACUCACACCCUAGUCUCACACCCUAGUUCCCUAAAGUGUGGGACUCUAUUGCAAAGUAGUGCACUAUUAAAAAGGGAAUAGGGUGUGAUUGGAGGCUUUCCCUGUGACUCAUGUGCACACUCCCAAGUCAACCCCCAGCCCCUACUACCCCCUAGGCACGGUAGAUCUGAAAGGUCUGGAUAAGUGUAUUCAAUAUGGUGGAAAGCGCAAACUUGCCCAUCACAGGGCAAGGUCAAGAUACAAUAUAUAUACCACACCUGUCUAUUCCUUUCAUAUCUACACAGGUGCACAGGACGUAAAGGGUAGGGGUUGAUUUGGGAUUGGGCAAUAGUAACAGACUCCGUCUGUGCUGCAUCAAAGUCUUAAGAGUCCAACUGGGCCUCCCGAGUGGCGCAGCGGUCUACGGCACUGCAGUGCUAGAGGCGUCACUACAGAUCUGGCUUAGAUCCCUGGCUGCGACCGGGAGACCCAUGAGGCGGCGCACAAUUGGCCCAGCGUCGUCCGGGUUAGGGGAGGCUUUGGCCGGAUGGGAUGUCCUUGUUCCAUUGCGCUCUAGCGACUCCUCGGUCGUCAGUUGCACAGUGUUUUUUCCAACACAUUGGUGCGGCUGGCUUCUGGGUUAAGCGGGCAGUGUGUCAAGAAGCAGUGCGGCUAGGCAGGGUCAUGUUUCGGAGGACGCAUGGCUGUCCAUGGCUGGCCUCUCCCGAGUCCAUAGCGAGUUGCAGCGAUGGGACAACUUUAUAACGACCAAUUGGAUAUCACGAAAUUGGGAGGCAAAAGGGGUAAAAUAUUAUUCUUUAUUUUUUAAAUAGACUCCAACUGCCAAUCAGAGACCGGUAUUGGCCAGAAUUUGAGCCAAUCAGAUCAUAAUAUAAAUGGUAUCUGUGGUUGGUUGGGGCAGUCUGAGCAUGUGCAGUGAGGCUGUAAAUAUGGAGUAAUCCUGUGUCUUCCAUCUGGGGCAAGUUGGCUGCAUUCAUUUUUGUAACGCUACAUCUCUGCUCAAGGACUGUCAACAUUAAUAAAUGCCUUUAAGCUGGA
Molecule: messenger RNA, 2459 nt
Organism: Oncorhynchus kisutch (coho salmon)
Lineage: Eukaryota; Metazoa; Chordata; Actinopteri; Salmoniformes; Salmonidae
Product: leucine-rich repeat-containing protein 59
Exons: 8
Coding region: 234-1277 (347 amino acids)
Cellular component (GO): cytoplasm
Molecular function (GO): protein binding
Source: RefSeq, a predicted model, not a curated record